Molecule: messenger RNA, 1181 nt
Organism: Zingiber officinale
Lineage: Eukaryota; Viridiplantae; Streptophyta; Magnoliopsida; Zingiberales; Zingiberaceae
Product: tRNA pseudouridine synthase A-like
Exons: 8
Biological process (GO): tRNA pseudouridine synthesis
Molecular function (GO): pseudouridine synthase activity; RNA binding
Source: RefSeq, a predicted model, not a curated record
UCCGCCCCGCCCCCAUCGCCGGCGUCACCGCCAUCGGUCCUCCUCUUCUCCACGCCUCCAGUGAUCGAUCAUAAGAAUCAUAGGCCAGCUGAUACUGUGGAGGAUUUUCAUAGUGACCGUGAUAUAUCAACUGAAGUUACUGAACCUGUUAAAGCUAGGACAGGAAGGUGGGAAAGAAUAACCUUUAAGAUUGUCUUGUCAUAUCAUGGAUGGUCAUUUGAUGGGUGGCAAAAGCAGCCUGGUUUGCACACUGUUCAAGGAGUUGUAGAACAAUGUCUUGGCAGGUUUGUCGAUGAGAAGAAAGCUAAGCAAUUAAAAGAGAAGUCCAUGCCUGUUGAAGGAUGUAUUGUUGUUGCUGGACGCACAGACAAGGGAGUGACUGCACUGCAACAAGUUUGUUCAUUUUAUACCUGGAGAAAGGAUGUCAGUUGUGGCGAUAUAAUGCAUAGCAUCAAUGAAGUAGCUCCAGGAAAGAUUAGAGCUUUGGAAGUCACUGGGGUUUCACGUGUAUUUCAUCCCAAUUUUGCAGCUACAUGGAGGCAAUACUUUUACAUUCUUCCCCUUAAUGAUAAUGAAGAAUUAAUCACAAGGUGUUUUGAAGGGCACUGGUCAAAUAGCUCCAUUGGGUGUGAGGAUGAUCAGAUGAAUGAACUGCAGGAAAACCAUUCAGUUGAGAAAGAGCAGCAAUUAACUUUCUCCCAUCUAAAUGAAGAUGGCUGCCCAGGUAUUUCUGAAUUAAAACCAAGGAGCUUUAGUAUAAGCAAGGUGGACCAACUCCUACAACAGCUUGAAGGAAAGUCAUUAUCAUACAAAAUGUUUGCACGUGAUACAAAAGCUUCAAGAAGCAGUGGACCUGCUACAGAGUGCUUUAUGUUUCAUGCUCGUGCUGCAGAAACUAAAAUCCGCUGCAACCUUGAGGAUUAUGAAAAUUGCCAAAGGGUGAUGUGUGUGGAGCUUGUUGCAAAUCGCUUCCUGAGGAAGAUGGUUCGUGUUCUCGUGGCAACUGCCAUUAGAGAGGCAGCCGCUGGUGCGGAUGAUGAUGCUUUAAUUAAGCUGAUGGAUGCUACAUGUAGGCGUGCUACAGCUCCUCCUGCCCCUCCUGAUGGUCUCUGUCUUCUUAAUGUCGGUUAUGGAGAAUUCAAAGAAAAGUUUUGCUUGAUUAGAUGAGGCUCAUUAACUUA